Manduca sexta (tobacco hornworm) is the source of this 3775-nucleotide messenger RNA. RefSeq names its product NAD-dependent protein deacetylase sirtuin-7 (gene Sirt7). Gene Ontology annotation, molecular function: NAD+ binding. NCBI's taxonomy places the organism in Eukaryota, Metazoa, Arthropoda, Insecta, Lepidoptera, Sphingidae. The transcript is spliced from 4 exons. The record is from RefSeq and is a predicted model, not a curated record. The coding region runs from base 221 to 2248 and encodes 675 amino acids.
CAUCAAAUACCUACACGAUUGACAAACGACAAGAUCAAGAGCUAAAUGACAGCGUUGAUUAGUGACAUAAAUAUUUUGUGAUAACGUGCGCUAGCUUAGCCAGGGAACGAGACCCUUCUGACGGAAGGCCGCGGGGACAGACGUGGCGACGACAGACAUGCACGUAGCGGAGUCUAAAGGAGCAGGCAGGUUGGCCGGGCGGCUGCAGCAUCGCUAGCUGAUGAUGGGCGGGCGAGGCGCCGUGCGGUCGAGCGCUAGGCUGAGCGCCGAGGCGGCGGCGGCGCCGGCACCGAGCGCCGUGACGACAGGCGAGCGCGGACGGCCCGCAGCGAACGCGGCGGCGGCAGCGGCCGCGGCGGCCCGCAGGGCACGCGCUGUCGAGCGGUCGCGCGAGGUUGAGGACAGUCCUCGCGUGCUGCGAGAGAAGUGCCGGCGGCUCGCGCGAGCGCUACGCAAUGCUAAACAUCUCGUGGUGUAUACCGGAGCUGGUAUCAGUACUGCAGCCGACAUACCAGACUACCGCGGCCCUCAUGGCGUGUGGACGCGGCUGCAGCGCGGGGAGAGUGUCAGGCGGGUGGACGUGUCGCGCGCGGUGCCCACGUUCACGCACAUGGCGCUGACGGCGCUGUGGGCGCGCGGGGCGCUGAAGUUCGUCGUGUCGCAGAACUGCGACGGACUGCACGUGCGCGCCGGCAUGCCGCGCCGCGCCCUCGCCGAGCUGCACGGAGACAUGUUCGCCGAGCUGUGCGCCCCCUGCCGCCGCCUCUACCUGCGCGCCUUCGACACCACCGAGCGCACGGCGCGCCACCGCCACGGCACGCGCCGCCUCUGCCACGCGUGCGGCACCGAGCUGCGCGACUCCAUCGUGCACUUCGGCGAGCGGGGCCGCGCGGCCUGGCCGCUCAACUGGGCCGGCGCGUUGAGGCACGCGGCCCGCGCGGAUGUCGUGUUGUGCCUCGGCUCCAGUCUCAAGGUGCUGCGACGAUAUCCGCGGCUGUGGCGCAUGCGAAGUGCACCGUCCGCGCGUCCCGCACUUUACAUCGUGAACCUGCAGUGGACGCCCAAAGACGCUGUGGCCGCACUGAAGAUCAACGCGCGGUGCGACGCGGUGAUGCGGCAGGUGGCGCGACGGCUGAAGUUGCGCGUGCCUCGCUACAGACCCGCGCGCGACCCGUUACUAGCACACGCCACGCCGCUGGCGCCUCCCGAGGCACACACUACGCGCCGCCCCACUCUGCGCGUACCGCCCGAAGACUGCUCCGAUGGCGGCGACUCUUCCGAACCGUCGGAACCUUCAUCGCCGUCCGCUUCUGAUUCGGACGAGGAGCUGCCACUUCGCUGUCUCGCCGACCGGAUGAGAGGCUCGCCAGACACGCCACGCUUGCGAGCCUUCCGGGUGAAUCUGGUUUCCGGCGAAGCGACGAUAUUGCUGCGUGCCGAAGAUGCGCCUUCGCCGCCCAUCUCCCCACCCCCGGCUAGCGCCGCCGCUCGCUCUUCGACGGCAGAGUUACGUCGAUUCCGGAUCAGACGUCGACCUCCAGACCCACCGCCGGUGGACGCGCUCACCAACGGUCAUACACCGUUCGCACACAUCCGUUUCCCUCGUGAUGAUAACACCUCGCAAUUCAAUGGUUGCAAUUCACCACAACCUUGUGAACGCAACUGCAAUUUACGACUUAACGGUUUCGAGCCCAAAUUCGGUGACGUCAAGAAAGAGGAGGAGCCCAGCGACGCGCCAAACGGCACGCUCGGCUCGAGACUACGACGAUUGCUUGAAUGCGAGUCGGAGUUGAAGAAAGAAGACGAACUGAAGCACGAGCCACCCACCGAAGUGAAACUUGAACCGAAGCCAGAGCGUGAGACGAGCGUGGAAGAGGGUGCGGGCUCACUGGCUGCGGCCAUCAUCGCCCGGGCAGUGCUGCUGUGCCGCGCGUCGCUGUACCCGGGGCUGCACACGAUCAUCACGCCGCCGUCGCCGGCCGCGGCGGGCGGCACGGCCGGGGCGGGCGGCGCGGCGGCGGCCGAGUGUGCGUGGUGUUCGCGGCACUACUCGUCGCGGCGCUGCCUGUGGUACGGGCCGGCGCGCGACACGCCGCUGGUGGCGCGGGCGUGGCGGCGCGUGCGCGGGCGCCGGUACUUGUGCGCGUGCUGCGGCGCCGGCGCGGGGGAGGGCGAGCCGGCGCGCGGGCCCGACGAAGGCGGCUGGUACGGCAAGGGGUACCGCAAGGGCCGCCGCCGCCGCCGGUAGCGUUCGCGUUCAGCGCCGGCCGCCGCUCCAGCCGCCGCUCCAGUCGCCGCUCCAGCCGCCGCUCCAGCCGCCGCCGAGACGCUCUGAUCGCUAUACUGUUCUGUGAUUGCGAUGCUUUAUUGUGGACUCGAGCACUUAAUAUAGUAACUUGUGACUUGAACGUCGUGCGACCGUCGAACAAACGUGCCAGUAUACUGCUAUGUAUGUGUGAGUGCUGCCUGCAAACGGUUUUUGAAUAUUUCUAAUGGUUGUGACGCAAGUGCUUAAGUACAAAACUGACUGCAGCCUCCUUUGUGUAAAGAUCUCUUAUGCCUUCCUGGUCAGUAAGUAACUUCAAGGGCUGUCAUGCCUGGGCCUAUCAGUCAUGGGAACUACCGACGAUUAUGAAUGAGCUCAAAGAUAGUCACAAUACGAGUUACAUACUCCCAAAGUGGUGAGGGUAUAUACAAUUAUAAAAAUUGAACAAAGACUGCUCUGAAGAACGCAGAAGUCUGAAACACAGACCCAUCUGUCUGUACUCAAGCUCCAAAGCGUUUCGUUUGCGACACAAACGGUUUUAUAAACUUUCUUAUUAGAUGUUGAAAUUAGGUGUGCCUGCCGGAUCUUACGAGUGAGAUUAUAGCCCGCCUGUGUAUAGAUGAACUGGAGUGUCGCGUGUGGAUUAGUGUGAAGUGAGUGUGGACGUCCUUACUCGAAACCUCAAUUCUGUAUGUAAAUCUAUGUGGUAACAUCAAUUGCUAGAUGGUCAGUUAGCCUGAUCAGUGACGACAUUUAGCCCAAGAUUGGAUACUGGUCACUAAAAAAAGAUUUAUUUUUUCCUUCUAAUGAGACACAUUCUGGGUUCAGCCAGCAUAGACCGUAAUCAAUAAAGGGCCCAUUCGCUAUCUUCAUAUCGCUCCCGAGAAACCAAUUAAAACAACUGAUUUGUAAGCAUGUCUAACAAACUUUAUUUUAAUUGGUCGAUUUUGAAGAUGGAUCCGAAGAUAGCGAUUGAGACUAUCGCCCGUAACUUAACAGUAGCUUGUCACUUACUAUUUAAUAAAUAGACAGCUGACAGGCAAAAAAUUUUGAAAAAAAAUAUGAUUUAUUUUAUAUAAUAGUUGAUAAGAUUUCAUUCUAAUUAUAAUCAAUGACAAUACAGAAUAUGAAGUUAUUAUAACUGAUAUUAGACAUGAUUUAUUUGGAUGACUUAAAGGACGGUAAAUUAACUGAUCAUGUAAUGCAACAUAUUACUUGACAUUUAAAUCAGAUAUACAAUUAGAAACAAAUGAACUAUGAUAUAUAACUUCAUUAUGAAUUAUAUCACAUUGCCAUAUGUACCUGACGUUCAGUGAGACAGUGCCUUGGCUGAGCUAAGUUUGCCUAAGAUGAUAGACCCGUAUGCGUUUGGAAAAAUAUGCAGAAUUGAGGUCUAUUUCUAAUUGCAUUUCUUAUGGGACGGCAUGCAGUGUGAAAGUGUUGAGCAGACGCGACCGCAACAUUGUGAUUGCAUUAUUUAUAAUUAAAUAAAUUUGAUGACGAAAUUAG